CACAAUAUGUCGUAGACUAGCGACUAUGGAAACACCAUUCCCGUAAAGACACGGCACCACUACCCACACAUUGCCCUCCAUACCCACCUCAAAAAUGUCUCUUACUCAAAAGCUGGCCAAAUCGCCAGUAUUUCAUUCCUUACUCGGUGCGAACAGCUUCUUCCUGGCCGAUGCAGCAUGGCAGUCCCGGCCUGCAUACGUUCGAUCGACUUAUCCGACACGAUCCUUCUCGCUCGGGCGAACGCUACGGGAUCAGAAGGAGGCUCAGCCCAGCUCUCCAAUCGACUCGACCGAGAGCGCAGCCAGUAGUAGCAGUGACAAUGGCAGUCGAAGUGGCAGUGAUGGGUCUUCAGUACGAAAACAAAAGUCUGCGCAAUUGGACAAGAUGAAGAAGAAGAAUUCCGCGUCGGGUGACGCGGCAGGAGCAGAAAGCACUGCCGCAGAUAGUCCCAUGCAGAGUCUACCUCCUGGGUGGGAAGAGAACGCUGACUAUAACAUCAGCAACUUCUCCGAUCUACCCCAUCGUUUCUUUGGGUACAACCAGCACAUCAAGAUCAAUGAGGAUUUCAAAGAAUCUUUACGACAGGUGCUGUGGCAGUUCCGAGCACCUAUACGCUAUGCGUUUGCCUAUGGGUCUGGUGUAUUUGGUCAAAAGUCCUCAAGUUCUAGCACUGCCGGUGAAUCGCUGAGUCCACAUCCGAACCCUCCCAAGGCCGUGGAGGACUGGCAGAAGGGGGGUGCAAAGAUCAUCGACUUUGUCUUUGGUGUCAGCCACACGCAACACUGGCAUAGCUUGAACUUGCAGCAGAAUCCACAUCACUAUUCGGGCCUCAGACACAUGCCCUUCAGCUCGGGUCUCGUGUCGUGGAUGCAGGAUGGUUGGGGGGCUGGUCUGUACUACAAUCCCUACAUCACCGUCAACGGAAUCAUGAUCAAGUAUGGUGUCGUACACCUUGAUACUCUCGCCAAAGACUUGACCGAUUGGAACACACUCUACCUAGCUGGCAGGCUCCAGAAGCCUGUCAAGAUUCUCCGCGACGACCCUAGGAUACGAUUGUCAAACCAGGUCAACUUGAUCUCGGCGCUACGAACCGCACUUCUCAUGCUGCCAGAACAGUUCACAGAGAAGCAGCUUUACGAGCGCAUCACAAGCCUUUCGUACCUUGGAGACCCUCGAAUGCACUCCAUGAUCGCAUCCGAGGCACCAAACAAGGUUUCGAACAUUGUGGGCGCGCAACUCCCGGGCUUUCGACAACUCUAUGUUCCACUGAUCGAGAAUCUGCCCAAUGUGAACUUCACCGACCCCCGCACACCACACUUCUACGGAUGGGAAAAGGAAGAUGCCAUUCGUCACACUGGCACCAUCUCCCAGCUCCGAGAUGUCCUUGGCGGCCAGGAUGGUCUGACACUCACCCAAGACAUGGACCCACAAAAGCGCGGCAACAUGGUCCGGCGUCUGCCCCAAGACUUUCGAAGAAAACUCUACUAUCAAUAUAUGAAGAAGUUCCAGCUUCCUGGCUCUGCCUUUGACGACAUUCUCAAAUCACAGGAAGAUGAGGACCCUACUGGUUUCAAGAGGAGAGAAGGCGGUUCUUUUGAAAAGCGAAUUGCAAGUUCCCACGAUCUCCCUGAGGUGAUGGCUACUUGUGUGAAGAAGACGGUGGCCUGGCCUGCAGCUAUGCAGUCUGUCAAGGGUGUUUUCACGAGUGGUCUGACCAGGAGUAUUAAAUAUGUGGGAGAGAAGAGAAGUAAGGGAAAGGCGAAGAAAGCUGCAGCGGCUGAGAUGAAGAAAGAGGGGGUGAGAGUGGAGGAAGCCUCUGAGGAAAAGGAGGAGGAAAGUCCUGCUGCCGAGAAGAGAAGACAGUUGUUGAAAGAAGAGGCCGAAGACGACGAGAAGACAAACUACAAAAAGCGGUCCGAAUAGGUGGAUUGCUUUGAUCAUUGUGGCUGUUGCUGCAUGAAACGGUAUAGAUGACUCCUUUGCUCGGAAGCAAUAGGACAGGAAAGUGCAAAGGCAAAAGCACUUGACCAUGAUGCUUGCCUCUUGGCAGGCCGAAGAACGACAGCAGAUUGUCGAACACCGCGUAUUGCCCGCGGGACUGUAAAUACUGAUCAGUCGCAAAAAGCCAUUGAACAAACG
Molecule: messenger RNA, 2140 nt
Organism: Sphaerulina musiva SO2202
Lineage: Eukaryota; Fungi; Ascomycota; Dothideomycetes; Mycosphaerellales; Mycosphaerellaceae
Product: mitochondrial matrix Mmp37
Exons: 2
Coding region: 95-1924 (609 amino acids)
Biological process (GO): CDP-diacylglycerol biosynthetic process; cardiolipin biosynthetic process
Cellular component (GO): mitochondrion
Molecular function (GO): phosphatidate cytidylyltransferase activity
Source: RefSeq, a predicted model, not a curated record